UAAACAAAUUCCAUUAAAUUUAUAAUGGAAAAUUUAUUAACUACAACUUUUUUACAAUUAUUUUGCGAAAAAAACUCCGAUGGCACAAAAUCUUUAAGACUGAAAGGCAGGGAAUUAGAUCAAAGAAAAGGACUACGUUUGGAUUGUUCAGAUAUGAUGACAAUUUGCGAUUUUUUAAACGAUCAUCCUGAUGUAGUCGAUUUAGAUAUAUGUUACAACAACAUUGGAGAUAAAGGAAUGUAUCUUUUCAAGACGAUGUAUCUUAAGAAUGAGAAUAACUUGAGACAUUUAAAUAUGGCUUCGUGUAGUUUAACAUGGAAGGCAGUGGAACAACUUUACAUGGUUGCGGAUACCAUAAAAUUAAAAACUUUAAGAUUAACGGGAAAUAAAAUAGGAAAAGAAGGGGGUCGUUUCGUUGGAAUGUUGUUGCAAAAAAAUAAUACGAUAAAUCACCUCGAUUUAGGCGAUACAGAUCAAACUAUGGCCAGCGUUCCUUUUCUUAUGACAGUUUUAAGACCGGAUUAUUCAACAAACACCAGCAUAAGAAUUUUUGAUAUGUCCAGAAUAAUUCCAAGUAGUCUAUAUUACACCUUUGAUAGUGGUGAUUUAGCCGAACAUCUUGGAAAUAUGUUAAAAGUGAAUACAACUUUAUAUGAACUACACAUGCAAAAAUGUGGAUUUGAUGGUCAUGAUAUUGAAAGAAUGCUUUAUGGAAUGAAAUUUAACAAAACACUUGUAAUGUUGGAUUUGGGUAACAAUCAAUUUGGCGAUCACGGAAUGGAAUUGCUUGCGAUUUGGUUAAGAACAAGACCAGCUUUAUUAGGUUUAAAUGUGUGCGGAAACAGAAUAAAAGAUACCGGAUGUAGAGCUUUAAGUCAUCACCUCCCCUUUUCGAAAAUUCGACUCUUGGAUAUAGCCAGGAAUUGUAUUGAAGAUAAAGCUUUAGUACAUCUACUAUAUAGUAUUAAAAAACCAUACCAAAUGAGAAUGCUUUAUAUGUGGGGAAAUAAAAUCGGCGAAACUACAUUAAAGGUGUUGCAAAGAAUGAUUGGCGUAGGAGUAUUUGAUCCUGAACGGCUUGAUGUUCGAAUUUACGAAGUUGAUGGCGUUUUAUAUCAUGCUUAUGUACCAGAAGAUCAUUAUAAGCACCGUUUAUACAGUGUUAUGGAUCAUGGAUGUGCUGUUGAACUCAAAAUUAAACGGAAUAUCAUUGAAGAUGAAUACAGUUAUCCGAGGAACUUAACUAACUUUAAAUUUUAUGAUAAAAUACCUGCCGCGCCAGGUAGUCCAAGGAGACCUGUUUGUUAAAAUAAGUCUGUUGGAACAAAAUUGUUAAAAAAUUGAUAAAAAAUAUACAA
Messenger RNA from Onthophagus taurus, 1358 nucleotides. RefSeq names its product leucine-rich repeat-containing protein 34-like. NCBI's taxonomy places the organism in Eukaryota, Metazoa, Arthropoda, Insecta, Coleoptera, Scarabaeidae. The record is from RefSeq and is a predicted model, not a curated record. Gene Ontology annotation, molecular function: protein binding.